Ictalurus furcatus (blue catfish) is the source of this 2401-nucleotide messenger RNA. It is a transcript of the gene trabd2a, whose product is annotated as TraB domain containing 2A. The record is from RefSeq and is a predicted model, not a curated record. The transcript is spliced from 7 exons. Bases 522 to 2063 code for a protein of 513 amino acids. Gene Ontology annotation, biological process: negative regulation of Wnt signaling pathway. Lineage: Eukaryota; Metazoa; Chordata; Actinopteri; Siluriformes; Ictaluridae. Gene Ontology annotation, molecular function: metalloendopeptidase activity. Gene Ontology annotation, cellular component: membrane.
UGGGGAGUGUGUGGAGGUGGGGGGCUAUAGAGGGGCUUCGGGGUGGGAAAGGGGUGAGGGGGAGAGGGGGCUAGGUAAGAGUCCCAGGGAUGCUCCUCUCCUCAUUCACUCCCCUCGCGCGGAGAAACACAGCAGCACGAGACGCGGAGCUCAUGCGCGCGCGGUUUGUUCACGGUUUAGAGUCGGACCUGUUGCUGACCUGUUGCAGGUUUUUUUUCCCCCUUCCAUGCAAGCUGACUACAAGGACCUUAUUCGUGGACUGUUUAGAUGUUUGUCCAGCUCCGUGUCAUGUAAAGUUAAACGUCUGUUGUUGUUGUUGUUGUUGUUGUUUUUUUGUAAGUCAAGGAAAAAUAAAUAAGACACACACGUGCAUGUAAACAGUGAUCGUGAGAGUCGCGUUUGGCAGCAUGGCGGACACGCACCGCACCGUUCACCGGAUUCCUGUCAUCCCGGAGCUCUGAGAGCGGACAGGAGCGGGAUCAGGAGCCGGGGGAAGAUCAGCCGGGAAGCGCCGAGCCGCGAUGGUGCUCACGCGCUGCGCGUUCAUGCGCGCGUGCCUCACUCUGCUCCUGCAGGCCAGCCAGUGGAGCGCGAGGGAGAGCUCGAGCUGCGACCUCAACAGGAAGCAAAGUGAGCUCAACUCCUUCCUGUGGACGAUCAAGCGUGAGCCGCCGUCGUAUUUCUACGGCACCAUCCACGUGCCCUACACGCGGGUUUGGGACUACAUCCCGGAGAACUCCAAAAAAGCCUUCCAGGAGAGCAACAUUGUGUACUUUGAGCUGGACCUCACUGACCCGUACACCAUUUCGGCACUGACGCGGUGCCAGCUACUACCGCAGGGCGAGAACCUGCAGGACGUUCUGCCGAGAGACAUUUACCGCCGUCUGAAAAGGCACCUGGAGUACGUCAAGCUCAUGAUGCCGUCGUGGAUGACUCCGGAUCAGCGAGGAAAGGGCCUGUACGCCGAUUACCUGUUCAACGCCAUUGCAGGCAACUGGGAGCGCAAACGACCCGUGUGGGUCAUGCUCAUGGUGAACUCGCUGACCGAGGCGGACAUUAAGACGCGUGGUGUUCCCGUACUGGACCUCUACCUUGCUCAGGAGGCGGAGAGGAUGAAGAAGAAGACGGGAGCUGUGGAGAAAGUCGAGGAGCAGUGCCAUCCUCUCAAUGGGUUGAACUUCUCGCAGGUGAUUUUUGCCCUCAAUCAGACGCUGCUUCAGCAGGAGAGUCUCCGGGCCGGGAGUCUGCAGGUCCCCUACACCACCGAGGAUCUCAUUAAGCACUACAACUGUGGAGAUCUCAACUCUAUCAUAUUCAACCAUGACACUUCACAGGUGCCCAACUUCAACAACGUCACUCUGCCUCCUAGUGAACAGAUCACGGCUCAGGAGAUCGAUAGCUACUUCCGUCAGGAGCUCAUCUACAAGCGCAAUGAGAGGAUGGGCAAGAGGGUCAAAGCACUGCUAGAGGAGCAUCCCGACAAGAGCUUUUUCUUCGCUUUCGGAGCAGGUCACUUCCUGGGCAACAACACAGUGAUCGAUGUUCUGAGAAGCCAAGGCUACGAGGUGGAGCACACGCCAGCUGGCCAGCCCAUUAACAGUGGCAAGAGAUCCGGCCGUCCUACAGACGGAGCAGACGACAACGCGUCGGAUGUGGAGUCGCCAGUGGAAGCCUUCCUUCAUGAAGACCGAGAAUGGCGCCCCAUUGAGGAGGAGGAGGAUCUUCCACCCCACUUGCUGCUCCCAGACAGCUUGGAGCUUCUCGAGAAGGUGGAGCGCAAGCUAAAGAAGAAACGGCGCAACAGGCUUAAGAAGCAACGACACCGGCAGUUCAAUGACCUCUGGGUCCGUAUGGAGGAAAGCACAACGCAGGAACCGCCGCCGGCAGUCGUCCGCAUCAUGAACGGCUACAUCACGGUCCAGGACGAGUCACGAGAUCACGGGAGGUCCGAUCACGACAGGACAUUCUCAGGCUCCAUGCCCAUAAUGGGAGGGGCUUCCUUCAUCACGCUCACAUUGUGCCUGCAUGUUAUCAUGCUCCUUGGUUUCCCUUUAAGCCUCUAAAGCGUCUCUCUGACCUCGAAGCUUGACCUCGCGACGUCCUGCGGCGCUUCAGAAAGACUCUACAGGUCAUUCCGAGACACUGCUGUACAUUCUCUUUUAAUGUAUUCUUCAUUUUCUGAAGGAUGACUGACUCACUGCAAUCGAGUGAAGGCUGUGUAAAUACCGAAUGUAUCAUAGAUGUAAUUUAGAGACAUGAAUAAAAAAAAAAAAACGGAUGCUUUUUUUUUCCCCUUCAUGUUUAUAUAUAAAUAAGAUUCACUAUAUUUUUGUGACUAAAUGAUUUACUAACAAACUUUUUUGUUGUUGUUGUUUAAAUCUCAAAUAUCGAAAAACCCUUA